AUGGGCAUGGAAUUAGGUCCUGGCAUUCUUCGGAGGUGUCCGUGUGGAGAAUUGGCUGUCGUUCUAACAUCGAAGACAAAGAAAAACCCUGGUAGAAGAUUGUACAGAUGCGGAGAGUUAGGAGCAUUGUCCAUCAAACACUCGGUUAUGGCGAAUGAACUGAUCGAAAUCAAGGAACAACUUGAGGACAUGAAGAAACACAUAACGGAGAUUGUUGAAGUGGUGGCGGCUCUGUCGAAGAAGAUUCGAAAGUAA
This is a messenger RNA of Eruca vesicaria subsp. sativa (arugula), 255 nucleotides long. NCBI's taxonomy places the organism in Eukaryota, Viridiplantae, Streptophyta, Magnoliopsida, Brassicales, Brassicaceae. The record is from the annotation of a GenBank genome assembly.